AUGUGGAUUGAAAAGGAUAUAAAAAAUAGCACACACGGAGGGUGCUUAAGUAAACAAGUGAAUAAUGACAUUGAAACAUUAAAGAAAAAUAAUACAUUUAUAUAUAAUAAUAGUAGAUUUGUAAAUGUUCAUUCGCAAUUAAAAAAUAAAAAUGAUAAUAAAAAUAAAAAGUAUAAUACAAAUGAUGAAUGUAUUGAAUAUGUAGAAAGUAACGAACAGGAGAUAAAUGGGAUUUGUACUUCUUCCUUAAUAAGAAUUCCAAAAAAUGUAAGGAAAAAUAUAUCAGAAAAAUAUUUGAAGGAUAUGAAAAAUAUCCCUACUACGAAUAAAAUUAAUCAUUUAAAUAAUAAUAAGAAUGAUAAACAGAAAGAGUAUGUUGAAGGUAUGAUAUUAGAAAAGAAUCAUACCCAAAACCAUGUGAAUAUUCUUCAUCAUAAUAAAAUGAAAGGUACUACAUUUAUAAAGGGAGAAGAAGAUUUCUUAAGUAAUACAUUUAAAAAUAAUUAUGUAAAAAAAAGAAAAGAGGUAAAUCCUUCAAAUGUGAGUACUAAUGAAAUAAUAAUAGAAGAAUCCAAAAAAAAACAAAAAAAUGUACAUAAGAAUAUUAAAAACAAUGAAUAUGAUACAAAUGAAACUUAUCUAAGGAACAAUCAUUUUGUACAAAAAACACCACAUAUUCCUAUAAAUAAAAAUAUAAGAGAUAUAAAAGAAUAUCGAGACAAAUUGAAAACUUAUGGUAAUACUCAAUAUCUAAAUAAUAUUUCUACAAAUUAUAAUGAUAGUAUCCUAAAUAAUAAAACCACCUUAUAUCAUGAAUAUAAUGAUAUAAAAAAAAAUGAUACAGAUUGUGAAGAAUGGUUUAAUACUGCAAAUAAUGAUAUGAAAUUAAAGAAAAGAAAUUAUAAUUCAUUUGAUUAUGAACAAAAUGGAAAAGACGAAAAAUAUAAUGAAAUGGUAAAAAUAAAGAAUGAUGAAAGAAAAAAAAAACACAAUCAACCGGAUAUAUCAAACAAUAAUAAUAAUAAUAAUAAUAAUAAUAAUAAUAAUAAUAACAAUAAUAAUAAUAAUAAUAAUAAUAAUAAUAAUAAUAGUAGUAGUAGUAGUAGCUGUUGUUGUUAUAAUAGCUCAAAUAAAAAGGAUUAUCUUUUAAAAAUGAAAACAUUUAUACAAAACGAUAUUCCUCAUAUUAUAAAAAAAUCUGUAGAUAUUCAUUUAUCUACUAAUAUUGAUAGGAAAAUUCAAAGUGCUAUUGAAAAAAAUAUAAUGGAUUUUAUAGAAAAUAAUUUAUUUUCUAUUAUUGAAAAGAAUGUGAAUGAUUUUAAUAGCCAUUAUAUUUAUGAUAAAAUAAAUGAUUGUAUAAAUAAUGAAAUUAAAAAAAAUAUUGAUUUAGUUUAUACAAAUGUAAAAGAUAACGUAAAUAAAAAUAUAAACGAUGAAAUAACAAAAAAUGUAGAUAAUUUAAAUAAUAGUUUAAAUAAAAAUAUUACUAAAGAAAUUGAAUACAAUAUGGAAAAAAUAUAUAUUAAAGUAAAUGAAAAUGUAGAUGAUAAAUUAAAUAAUGAAAUGUUAGAAAACAUUACAAAUGUUCAAGAAAAUAUAUUAAAAAAUAUAAAUGAAGAAUUAAAAAGAAAAAUGGAAUUAGUUAGUGAUAAUAUAAAUAAUAAAAUUAAUGAUAAUAUGAAAAAUGAAUUAAUAAAAAAUAUAAAUCUUUUAAAUAAUAAAAUUAAUGAUAAUAUAAAUAAAGAAAUGAAAAAAAAUAUACAUAUACUUAGUAGAAAUAUUGAUGUAAAUAUAAAUGACCAAAUAGAAAAAACUACACACAUUUUAUUAAAAAAAACAAGUGAUAAUUUAAACGAUGAAAUCAAAAAUAACAUACACAUUUUAGAGAAAAAUAUUGAUCUAAAUUUUAAUGAAUAUAUGGAAAAAAAUAUGAAUAAAAUAUACCAUCAAACAAAAAAUAUUAUCUUAUUUGAUGAUGAUAUUAAACAAAAUAUAUCACAUGUAACACAAGAAAAUAUAAAACAAAAUAUAACAACUCAUAUGCAACAAAAUUUAAAUGAAGUUAUUACAUAUAUUCAUGACCAUUUAUUAAAUAAGGAUAAAAAUAUAAUAGAUCAAAAUUUAAAACAAUAUAUAGAAGAAGCUAUGUCAAUAUCAAACCAAAACAUAACUAUAAAUCUAAAUCAACAAAUGGAAAAAAUAUUACACCAAAUGUAUGAACAUGUAGAUCAAAAAAAAGAAAACCAUUUUAUAGAUAUUUUUCAGAAUAUACAAAAUAAUAUUAAUCUUAAUACUGAUGAAAAUAUACAAAAAUAUAUGAACAUAUUAUAUGAAAAUCAAAAAGAAAAUAUUUUUCAUUAUAUUACACAUUUAAGUAAACAAAUGCAUUCUUCACAUUUUUAUGAACCAAUAAAGGAAGAAAUAACAAAAAUUAAUGAACACCAAUUUGAUUUGUUCAUAAAAAAAAUGGACGAAUUAUAUCAUAUUUUUAUGGAAAAAACGAAUGUACAUAUAUCAGACAUUAUACAGAAUGAAAUCAAAAUGAUAACAGAAAGAAAAAAUGUGCAAGAAGAAAAUAUUCUUUUACAAAAUACACAACAUUUACAAACUACACGGAACACAGAACAUGUUCACAAUAUAAAUGUCAUACAAAAUAUAAAAGAUAUGAUAGAAUUAAAAUAUGAACAUAUUACACAAAAUAUGAAACAAAUAGAAAAACAAAUGGAAACACAUAAUAAAAAAGAUUCAUAUAAUAAAAUAUCUGCUUGUAUUUCUACAUUUCAAAAACAAAUUAAUGAUGCUAUAGAAAAAAAUACACAAACAUUAUUAAAUAUUAACGAAUCAACUAUUAAAUAUAUGGAUCAUACCCAUUUACAAUUAAAUACAACUAUUCAUAAUAAAAUUGAAGAUAUAUAUAAAAAAAAUAUAAUAUCUGAUAAUAAUAUAAUAAAAAAUGUUAAUGAUAUUUCAUAUAAAUUAAUCGAUAAUAUAAACCAUAAGCAUGAACAAUAUAUAAAACAUAUGAAUCAUAUUUCAAAAAAUUUAAUGCAAAUACAACAUGUUCCAAAACUAAUUAAUCAACAUAUAUCUUCUAUUAUCCAAAAAAAUAUUAUAAAACGAUCAAAUCAUAUAUUUGUAUAUUUAAAAAGGUUCUUAAAAAAUAGAGACCAAAAAAUGAACUUUAUCAUAAAUAAAAUUAAUAAAAAAUUAACAUAUAAACAAAUAUACAUGGAAAAAAAAAGAAAUGAACUCAAUUUAAGGAAUCAUAUCAAUUAUAAGGUUAUAGGAAAUAUUAAAAAAGAAAACACUAAAAAAAAUCAUAUCAAAAAAAUUAUUCAAACAAGUACAAAAAGUCCAAUCCGUUUUAUUAAAAAGGAAAACUUCAAAUUAAAUCAAAAACAAAAACAAGAACAAAAACAAGAACAAAAACAAGAACAAAUGAGAAAAAGAAAAAGAAAAAUAUUAAGAAAUAGAACAGGUAUCAUUCAUCAAAUUUUAAAUAGAAAUAAAGAAAACCAAAAAGAAAAAAUCAAUAAAAAUUAUUUAAAUAAUUCUCUUAUGGUAGAUCAUAAUUUACACUUAUUCAAAUAUUAUGAUCAAAAAAAUUAUUAUACGUCUCAAAAAAGGAAACCCUUAUAUGUGGUCAAUUAUUUGAAAAAUGAAAAUAAUGAAUUGAUAGAAGUAUCUGAAUAUUUAAGAAAAACAAACAUCAAAAAAAUUACAAAAUGA
Messenger RNA from Plasmodium reichenowi, 3729 nucleotides. RefSeq lists its product as hypothetical. The record is from RefSeq and is a predicted model, not a curated record. Lineage: Eukaryota; Apicomplexa; Aconoidasida; Haemosporida; Plasmodiidae. The transcript has a single exon. Bases 1 to 3729 code for a protein of 1242 amino acids.